Knipowitschia caucasica is the source of this 1320-nucleotide messenger RNA. The record is from the annotation of a GenBank genome assembly. Lineage: Eukaryota; Metazoa; Chordata; Actinopteri; Gobiiformes; Gobiidae.
AUGGCUCAGUGUUCCGCGAAAUCAUCUUUUAUUUUGUGUUUUUGCUUAUUCUGGAGUUCGGGGGCUUCGGAGACGCAUGUGCCACUGUUGGUCUGGUCUUCACACAGUUUGCCACCUGUGUCUCCUCCUGCUGAAGGACACAUCACUUCUCAUGGUGAACUUGGCUUGUUCCUCAGUGCUGCUCUGAGCUCUGGCUCUCACACAGUCCUGUUGUUUCUACAGGAAAGGUUGAGCCAAGAUGACUUCACACUUUAUGGCGGUGUCUACGGAAACAAAGAAGACAGUGCUUUUAAAAACUUGGAGGCUGCCCUUCAGUCUCACUCCACAGUGUUCCCAGCUGUAGAGUGCUCGCGCUCCUCCUCUGUGCCUGUGAUUCUGGAGCAGGAGCUUGGGGUGGAGCCGCUGCUCCUUACUCCAGACGCUUUGGAGAAUCUCAAACUUGAUGCGACUGUGAGCAACCUACUGCUCAUCAGUUUACCAUACUGCCAUCAGAACCAACUCUGCAGAGAAGAGCUGAGGAGAAACGAUGAAGUUAUCGGACGUGUGUUGAAAACCCUGGAGGCCAAAAAUGUUCCUUAUACAGCUAUAUUUACCGGACUACAGCCAUCACGUAUGAUCUCAGAGUCCUCUUUCUCUGCUCCUGUGGGUCGCUCUCUGCUGCAGUCUCCGGCCCCGCCCCCUUCGGUUCGUGCUCCCAUCAUGUUUAGCUCAUCUGUGAACCCCUGCAUCAUGAUGUGGGCUCAGAACAUCAACGUCAGCUUCACUGAGACUGGGGAGGACUGGACUGACCUCUCCACCCAAACCCCUAAUGUGACCGGAUCUCUCUGCAACGGCUCCAACUCGAUACUCGUCCUGAACUAUAAUGCAGGCAUCACUCUGAGCUUCUUCAUGAGCCAGCGCUUCUUCCCGGUCUCGGCUCGGCGGUGGUUCAAUCUGGACUCGGUGCAGCUGCGCCAGAAUGCAGUGAGCGCGUCCUUCUCCAGCCGCAGUAUUUACGCUCCGGCCGAGUACUCGUAUCACUGUCAGAUGGUGAAUAGUUUCAGAGAUGCGCUGCUCAUCAACGAAAACACCAACGCCAGCUGGAGGCUCAACUUCAUAGACUUCCAGAUCCAGGGCUUUGGUCUAGCCAACACCACAGACUUCUCCUAUGCGAGUGACUGUGCUGGCUUCUUCACUGCAGGAAUCUGGAUGGGUUUGAUCACAUCUCUGCUGAUGCUGUUGAUCUUUGUGUACGGUCUGCAAAUGAUCCUUCAGCUCAACACCAUGGACCGCUUCGACGACCCCAAAGGACCCUGCAUCUCUGUGCCCCAGACUGAUUGA